UCCUUCAAGUCCACCUCUCACGCCCUCACCUGUCCUCUUAUUUUCUCUCUCAUAGUCCAUUUCAGUUCUUCUCUAUCUCUCUUCUUAAAACCAUCCAAAGCCCCAAAACCCUCUAGUCUUAUGCAAUAAUCCACAUUUUCUUGUUUUUUACAUUUCAUGAAAUAGCGUAUGAUUUUUUGAUUAUUUGAUAGACUGCACCUUGUCCAAUUCGGUUUCGCAAGACAGGUGCAUCCCUUAAUUAUAUGAAUAUAUGCCGGAGUUGUAACGAGGAGGGACGAAUUACGGAAUCUAAGCAAAUUCACAGUUUGUCGCCGGCAUUGUGGUCUGAAUUGGAGGCAUACUUCUCCAAUGGCGACAGCAGUGAAAGGGAUCUUCAAAGGAUUCAAAUACACAAUUUCUCAAUUCUUCGUUGUGAAGGAGCGUGAAAUAGAGAUUGGAUAUCCAACAGAUGUUAAGCAUUUGGCACAUAUUGGGUGGGACGGCGCCUCCGGAACGGCUCCCAGUUGGAUGAGUGAAUUCAAGACAGGGCCUGAUUUUGCGACCACAUCGAUUGGAAACUCUGGUUCUGCACUCUCUACAUGGUCCUCUCAAGAUUUUGGGGAGUCCAUGCAACACCAAUCAAGAUCCGCUAUGUUUAGAGACAUGGCCUCUCCGGAAAAGAAGAAGCACAAACGGAACAAGUGUAAGUCAACUUCCUCCCUAAAGUUUAUGACCGGCUCUUCCUCAAGGUCAGCAAGAGCAGCAGCAAAUUCAAGCGCCAAAUUUGUUGAGGGACCAGCAAAUAUUGUAGUUGCGUGAAAUCAUAGAUAGAGUGACCUGCUUAUAUAGCUCAUGAGAACUCCUCCGUUUGUUCUUGGAACAUCCCCACACCACACGCAUGCAGAGACUUCUCAAAGAGUAGAGGAAGAUGUAGAUAAUCUACUAAGUUUAGCUGGGUGAACUGCAUAUAUUAUAGGCGCCAGAAUCUUAGGUAACAUGGUAUUCUUAACGUUCAAACACGACAAGAUACGAUCAAGAAACUGCUAAUUUCCUUCUGAUGAUGAGGAGGGGUAUUGUAAAGCUUAAGAUAGUUUUUGGUUUGGCCUGAUGCAAAUUGUGCGGAUUGGAUAUAUAUUAUUUAUCUGGUUUUUUUUA
Salvia splendens (bonfire salvia) is the source of this 1134-nucleotide messenger RNA. Its product is annotated as CRIB domain-containing protein RIC10-like. The transcript has 5 exons. NCBI's taxonomy places the organism in Eukaryota, Viridiplantae, Streptophyta, Magnoliopsida, Lamiales, Lamiaceae. The coding region runs from base 349 to 798 and encodes 149 amino acids. The record is from RefSeq and is a predicted model, not a curated record.